AACCAACACACAAUGACGAUCGAAAUCGCCAUCAUCGGCAGCGGACUCAUCGGCACACUGCUCGCCCUGGGUCUCCUGCACCGCGACUCCCCGCAUUUCCACAUCCAAGUCUACGAGCAGGCGGCCUGCCAUCGCGAGCUGGGCGCCGGGAUCGGCUUCACGCGGGCGGCGCGUCACUGUAUGAUGCGACUGGACCCGCGGCUGGACGAGUGUCUGCGGCGCGUGGCGACAGACAACGGCGAGCCGGAGGCCCCAGACUACAAUAUGCGGUUUGUCGACGGCUACCACACCUACGUCGGGGGAGACGAAGCAGACGAAGCAGAAGGCAACCAGCCCGUGGGCAUCGAGGGAAAGGUGUACAAGUUGUACGCGGGACCCCGGGGGUUUGAAGGGUGUCAUCGGGCGCAGUUUCUGGCAGAGAUCAUGAAGUUGAUGCCAGAUGGGGUGGUGCAGUUUGGGAAGCGAUUGGAGCGAUACGAAUAUAUGACUUCGGGACGGAUUCAGUUGGUGUUUGAGGACGGAACUGAGAGGGAGGUGGAUUGCGUCAUCGGCUGCGACGGGAUCAAAUCGCGAGUGCGCGAGCUGCUCUUCCCCGAGGGCGAUUAUCGGCCGCGCUAUGCCCACCAACUGGCGUAUCGGGGCCUGAUUCCGAUGGAGCGGGCGAUGGCGCAUUUGGGCCGCCAUCAUCGCCGCCGCCUCCUCCUCCAACACAUGCACUGCGGGCCUCACGCCCACGUCCUGCACUUCCCCGUCGCCCACCAGCAUCUCCUGAAUGUAGUUGCUUUUGUGCCCGACCCGAAGGACUGGGAUGCGUCGGCCUUUACGGACCCUCCCUCUCCAAAUCCAACCCUAACUCCCAAAACCCACCUCCUCACCCACUUCCAAAAUUGGACCCCUUUCGUCCGCACCCUCCUCGCCCUCCUCCCUACCGAAUUAACGCAAUGGCCAAUCUUCGACCUCUACGAGAACCCGCCCCCAACCUACGCCAUCGCCCGCGUCUGUCUCGCGGGGGACGCAGCGCACGCCGCCUCGCCCCACCACGGCGCCGGGGCCGGGGUGGGGGUCGAGGAUGCGCUGGCGUUGGUGACGGCGCUGGAGUGCGCGGAGACGGCGAUCGCCCGUGGGAAGCGCGCCACGACGACCGCGCUGGAGGGGGCGUUGCGGGCGUAUUCCGCGGUGCGGUAUCCGCGGUCGCAGUGGGUGAUGCGGAGUAGUCGGGAGGUGUGUCGGGCGUAUGAGUGGGAGAUGUUUGAGGGGGAAGGGGAGGAAGCCGAGGAGGAUACGGGGAUGAUGGCGCGGGUGAUGGAGGAGAUUCGACGGCGGACGAUGAAGGUGUGGGAGUGCGAUGUGGAGGAGAUGAUUGGAGAGGUGCAGGGGCUGUUUUGGCGGGGGAUGUAGGUUUCUAAGUAGUAUGUAGAUUGAGAUUGAGCAUGAGAUUGAGAGGGUGGGACUAUGUCUGUCAAGGGAUUCAAAAUGUGACAAGUAUGUAGUCAUGAAAUCGAC
Molecule: messenger RNA, 1503 nt
Organism: Aspergillus saccharolyticus JOP 1030-1
Lineage: Eukaryota; Fungi; Ascomycota; Eurotiomycetes; Eurotiales; Aspergillaceae
Product: FAD/NAD(P)-binding domain-containing protein
Exons: 3
Coding region: 13-1398 (461 amino acids)
Biological process (GO): secondary metabolite biosynthetic process
Molecular function (GO): FAD binding
Source: RefSeq, a predicted model, not a curated record